AUGGCGUUCGGUUGUAGUAUCCGUGCAUUUCAACAUCAUAUUCGACCGGUUAUUUGUAUUGAUGCUGCUUUCUUAAAGGGUCGAUAUUUGGGUCAACUAUUUAUUGCUGUCGCAUUAGAUGGGAAUAAUCAAAUAUAUCCGCUUGCUUUUGGCAUUGGUCCCAGGGAAGAUCAUGACACGUGGUGCUGGUUUUUAACGAAGUUGCGGGAUUGUAUUGGUGAGGUACCUCAGUUGGCCAUCAUUUCAGAUCGACAUGUCAGCAUAUUUUCUGCAUUGGCUGAAGUUUUUCCUGGUGUGCAUCACGCCAAGGCGUACACUGAAUUUGAAUUCCAACAGGUCAUGAAGUCACUGUCCCGUUUGCACCCUGAGGCAAUUGCAUACCUGCAUGAAGUUGGUUUUGAUCGAUGGGCACGAGCAUAUUUUCCAGGCCAUAGGUACAAUGUAAUGACUACCAAUAUUGCUGAGUCGUUUAAUGCCUUGGUCAAACACGCUCGAGGUUUACCUAUUACUAUGCUGAUCGAGUUCAUUAGAGAUGCUUGUACCAGUCCAGUCACACCUUGGGUUGAAGAUAAGAUCGCAAAACGUGUACGAAAGUCUUCAAACUUAGAAGUGCGUCCUAUAACAACUGAGCGAUAUCAAGUUCUUGGUAGUGGCCAAUCCCAAUAUGAUGCCCUGGUAGAUCUGACGGAGCAUACAUGUACUUGUAGAAAAUUUCAAUUAUCAAAGAUUCCUUGCAUGCACGUUAUUGCUGUAGCCAGAUAUAUGAAGCUUACAACUUGCCUUCAAUGGGUGCAUUCAUACUACAACACAGCUUUUUAUCGAACAGUGUAUGCAGACGCAGUCAAUCCAUUAGGAGAUCAGUCAGAGUGGCUUCAUCCGGAGGAGGCAACUGUUAUCCACCCACCAUAUGUGCAUCGUCGUCGUGCAGGACGUCCAGCAAAUAAAAACAGACGGCCUUCUCAAGGAGAGGUUGUUGAACAACUUAUCUGUAGCCGAUGUCAUCAACCUGGACAUACAAGACAAAACUGCAGAAGCCCUAUUCCAGUACCUAGUUCUGUACCAUCAAGUUCAGGAAGAAAGAAGAAAGAUGGAAAAUAA
This is a messenger RNA of Mangifera indica (mango), 1098 nucleotides long. RefSeq lists its product as uncharacterized. The record is from RefSeq and is a predicted model, not a curated record. NCBI's taxonomy places the organism in Eukaryota, Viridiplantae, Streptophyta, Magnoliopsida, Sapindales, Anacardiaceae. The transcript is spliced from 3 exons. The coding region runs from base 1 to 1098 and encodes 365 amino acids. Gene Ontology annotation, molecular function: zinc ion binding.